AUAACAACCCUGCUUGUUUCUCUUCGACCAUGACUUCCGACGAGGACGUUUUGGAAGUGAUUGCCGAGAACGGCGACAUCGUGCGCGUGAAGCGAAAACUAUUGAUGAUCAGCCCGGUCUUCAGAGACGCUUUCGAAAUGGACUCGUUAUCGAAGAAUGCCCAGACAUCCGAGGUAUCCAAGUCCGCCGAUGGCAGAAUCAAAAUCGAAGGAAGCACAGCUGCUAUCCGAUGGCUUUUUGGACUCCUUGAUGGCUCAAGUCCGGGGGAUCUUGGGGUUCCAACCGAUGAAAUCACAAGCACGCCACCUAUCACACCAUGCAUGGACGCUAUGAGUUUAGCGGACAAGUUCGACAUUCCGUGCUUCAGAAACCUUAUGACAGAAGCAGUCUUGCGGCUCACCGAAUAUGGCACAUAUCAAGCGUUAACGGCAUACUCGUUGGCUUACAAUCUUGGUGAUCAGACACUGGCGAGAUUGGCAGUGUCAAAAAUUACCGAUUUCUGUCCACCCCAUAAAUGGCGGCUGGAUAUCGUCGAAGCGAUCGGGCUCAGGCCGUGGUGGAGUCUGAUCGAUGCUUACAACGACUUGGGCGACUCGGCAAAGGACGACGAGUGGAUGAAGCAGGUCGCGAAGAAACUUGACAUCAAACCAUACUACGCUCUUCCUGAGGCUUCUAAUCCCCCUGCCAGUCACGCCCUACAUGACAUAACAUCGGUACCUUAUGUGAAAGAGGUUUGCCUGUAUCAGCGCGAGUUGAAGCUCUAG
Molecule: messenger RNA, 764 nt
Organism: Filobasidium floriforme
Lineage: Eukaryota; Fungi; Basidiomycota; Tremellomycetes; Filobasidiales; Filobasidiaceae
Exons: 3
Coding region: 30-764 (244 amino acids)
Source: RefSeq, a predicted model, not a curated record